Messenger RNA from Neoarius graeffei (lesser salmon catfish), 2796 nucleotides. RefSeq names its product rap guanine nucleotide exchange factor 2-like. Bases 1 to 2796 code for a protein of 931 amino acids. Gene Ontology annotation, cellular component: endocytic vesicle; plasma membrane; apical plasma membrane. The record is from RefSeq and is a predicted model, not a curated record. The transcript is spliced from 17 exons. NCBI's taxonomy places the organism in Eukaryota, Metazoa, Chordata, Actinopteri, Siluriformes, Ariidae. Gene Ontology annotation, molecular function: guanyl-nucleotide exchange factor activity; protein binding. Gene Ontology annotation, biological process: Ras protein signal transduction; positive regulation of GTPase activity.
AUGUUUAUGCCUUUACUCUUAAUCAUGUUGGUGAAGGUGAGAUUUGGAGAAACGCAGAAGGAUGUCAAAGUGGCUGAGACUGAAGAUGGCUAUGAUGACUUCAACACAUUUCUUCAGAAAGUCAUUCAAAAGCUAGAUCUUCCACUUGAGACUGAGCUGCACUUGACAGAUGAAUCAGGGACAGAAGUCGAUGCAGAUGUGUUUGAGGAGCUUUUGCAAGCGGGGAACCUUACUGUUAGGGUGACGACUGAAAAGUCAACAGCAGUGUGGACUAAAUGCCCCAACACAGUGAUCCUCACUCCUGUGUAUGUGUUUAGGUUAAUGAGCCAGGGCAGUGCCAAUGCAGCUGUACAGACGGAUGGGCAUAAGAAGCAUGCAAAGAGGUAUUCCUUCUGCAAUGCCAAGGUAUACAAGGAUGCCCAGAUGGAACACAAGGUCAAAACCUACCUGUCUCAUCUCACACUGGAGCCCGAUGAAUUGAGCCUGCAGAUACUGUCUGUCCAACACGAACCCCCCAGAAGUGCAGCAGAUGAAGAGUGCAAGCCACUGAGGGACACGUGCAGAAAACUGAGGAGGAAGUUCUUCCCUUUCCUGCGAUUUGUGUGUAUAGCGCAACAGGCCUACUGCUGCAUCCUUAACCAAGUCGAGAACAAGAUGGAGAAGGACAAGGAGGAAAGAAAAGUCAUCAUGGUUAAAGAAUAUCGCCAGCUCGAUCACACCGACAACAGAAAAGGAUGCAUUGUCACCAGGGGCACAACCGAGCGUCUCAUCAUGUACCUGGUGGAAAAGCACUCGGCGGUGGACCCCACCUAUAUUGAGGACUUCCUGCUCACCUACCGCACCUUCCUGCCCAGCCCCAUGGUGGUGGGCAGGAAACUGUUGAAGUGGUUUCAUGACCCCAGCCUCAGAGACAAGGUUACACAGGUAGUCUUGCUGUGGGUCAACAAACACUUCAGUGACUUUGAGGGUGAUCCUGAGAUGAUGCACUUUCUCACAGAAUUUAAGAACAAUCUAGAGAGACAGAAAAUGCUUGGCCACUUAACACUGUUAAACAGAGCUUGUGCUGCCAAAGCCAAGCUGCGCGUGGUGACUCUGACGAAGCCGUCACGCGAGACUCCUCUGGCCUUCAGUCUGCUCGGUGGCUCAGGGAAAGGCUGUCGCAUCUUCAUUGAGAAUGUGGAGUCGGGUAGCAAAGCUGCAGAAGCAGGCCUCAGACGUGGAGAUCAGAUCCUGGAGGUGAAUGGGCAGAACUUUAAGAACGUACAGCUGUCCAAAGCAAAUGAGAUCCUGCGCAACAAUACGCACCUCUCGAUUACUGUGACAACAAAUCUCUUGGUGUUUAAGGAGCUUCUGGCUCAAUCUGACCAUGAGGAAGAGCUGGACAGGAGGAAUGGGGCUCCACACAUUCUCAAGAAGGCAAGCCAUUGCUCUUUCCCAGAUCCAGCUGUGGAGCAGGUGAUGGAUCUGGAUCUGGACAAAGUGAGCAAGAAAGCCAUGGCCAACACAGUGGGCGGGAGGAACAAGCUCAAGAAGAUCUUUGGCAAGACGGUGACCAGUAUUCUACCGCCCAAGCUGUACAAUGAUGAUGGUGUAGGUCAAUCCCAGGACAACAGCAUUGUCGAAAUGACACGGUCAAAACAGGGAGGGGAGGUCGUGACUCAGGCCGUCCAGGAGUUUGCUCUGACCGCCGCACCUGAAGCUUAUUCACCAUGUGAGGUGUCUGUCACAUCUGGGGGUGUAAUCAAACAGCAGCAGCAGCUUCCUGAACAGCUCUCCAAACCGGCAGACAGACUCCAGCUCAGUGGCAGGUACUACCUGAAGAGCAACAUGGAGACGGAGACAUUGUGCUCAGACGAGGACACCCAGGAGCUUGAGAGAGUGAGUCAGAUCAGCUUGCUGCAACUCAGCACUGUGGAAGUGGCCACACAGCUCUCCAUGCGUGCCUUCGAGUUAUUCUCUGCCAUCGAGCCCACUGAGUACAUCGAUGACCUCUUCAAGUUGCGGUCACACCUCCCCGUACCUUCCAGCCUCAAGCUCUUCGAAGAGUCCAUAAACCGAGAGACCUUCUGGGUGGCCACUGAGGUGCUGAGGGAGCCCGACCAGAUGACGCGCAUGAAGAUCAUUAAACACUUCAUUAAGAUCGCUCUGCACUGCCGCGAGUGCAAGAACUUCAACUCCAUGUUUGCCAUCAUCAGUGGUCUAAAUCUGGCACCCGUGUCUAGACUGCGAGGAACUUGGGGGAAACUUCCUACUAAGUACGAUAAGCUGUUUAAUGACCUGCUGGAUCUGUUCGACCCAUCCAGAAACAUGGCCAAGUACAGAAACGCUCUCAACAGCCAGAACCUGCAGCCGCCAAUCAUCCCGCUCUUCCCAGUUAUCAAAAAAGACCUCACCUUCCUCCAUGAGGGUAACAGUUCAAAAGUGGACGGCCUGGUGAACUUUGAGAAGCUGCGUAUGAUCGCUAAAGAGAUCAGACACGUGGGUCAGAUGGCCGCCGUCAACACGGACCCAGCGCUGAUGUUCCGCACCAGGUUAAUGAGCCAGGGCAGUGCCAAUGCAGCUGUACAGACGGAUGGGCAUAAGAAGCAUGCAAAGAGGUAUUCCUUCUGCAAUGCCAAGGUAUACAAGGAUGCCCAGAUGGAACACAAGGUCAAAACCUACCUGUCUCAUCUCACACUGGAGCCCGAUGAAUUGAGCCUGCAGAUACUGUCUGUCCAACACGAACCCCCCACUCUAACAAUGCCCAAAAGCUCAGGGGACAGGAAGAGGCCGGACACAUCACCUAUAGUGGCGUGA